Molecule: messenger RNA, 2719 nt
Organism: Lactuca saligna
Lineage: Eukaryota; Viridiplantae; Streptophyta; Magnoliopsida; Asterales; Asteraceae
Source: the annotation of a GenBank genome assembly
UUGAUUACUUUGUAAACGAUGGAAUUGGGGGUGACAUAGAGCUUUCGUGAUUGUAUCAUACGCCGGAGUAUGUAUCGACGAACGGGAAUGUACAGGAACAUGAGCAAGCCGAAACCCCAUGCCAAAAUCAAUAGCAACGAAUAAAGUAUCCACUGUGUCGUCUUAAGCUUUAUAAAAUCAUCCUCAGCUUCUUCGAAGCUUGCAGAAUAUAGUAUGGGCUCAUCGUCAUCUUCAUCAUCGUUAGCUUCACGCGUGUCGGACAACAACCCUUUCUCCAGAUGAUCAAUCUCACCAACCCCACCGUUUUCUGAUUCCAUCUGAAGUGAUCAAAACCCUAAAAUCAUUAACUUGUAAAUAGAAUUUCUAUUGAUAGAUGGAAUACACGAAUCGAAUUGAUGAACAAGUACCUACCAAUGUGAUUUCUAUCAGAACAGGUAUGCAAUGGAAUCACUGAUUUUGUUUCUCGUUUGGUUUGGAUGAUUCACUGAAGAGUUUGACUAUUAUGUUCAGACAUGAACUCAUAUCAGAAAUUUUCUAAGUUACAGGGGGUAAUAAUGUAAUAUUUAAAAGUUGGAGGGAUACUAAUGUAGUUAAAUAAAGUCAGGGGGUUGUUGGUGCACUUUAAGCAACGAAAUUUCCGAAUGUUGUCGUCACUAAAUGGUACGCAAAAGGGUUUUAUGGUAUAAACUAUAAACCCUAGUUUAUUAGAAGCAGCAACGAGAUACGAAAUUAGCAAUGGAGGACGCGAAGUUGAAGAAGAAUAGUAUUGGGCAACCAAAGGAGAUUUUCGCUUCCUGUGAUUUCUCUAGUCUUGGGCUUCACCCUGCCUUAUGCGACCAGCUUCGAGACAGGAUGGGCUAUCAAGCUCCGACAUUAGUUCAAGCUCAAGCUAUUCCAGUUAUUCUCUCAGGAAGACAUGUGCUCGUUAAUGCAGCUACAGGCACAGGCAAAACUGUAACAUACCUUGCUCCUGUCAUUCAUCAGUUGCAAAAAUGUGAUCCUAGGAUUCAGCGAUCUGAUGGUACUUUUGCAUUGGUGCUUGUUCCAACACACGAACUAUGCAUGCAGGUAUAUGAAAAUCUACAGAAGUUAUUGCACCGAUUUCAUUGGAUUGUUCCAGGUUAUAUAAUGGGUGGUGAAAACAGGUCAAAAGAGAAAGCCAGGUUGCGUAAAGGAAUAUCUAUUCUUGUUGCAACUCCAGGACGUUUACUGGACCAUUUAAAGCACACAGAAGCAUUUGUUCAUAAGAAUUUGCGCUGGAUAAUAUUCGAUGAGGCAGACAGGAUUCUUGAACUAGGAUUUGGUAAAGAGAUAGAAGAGAUACUUGAUAUUUUGGGUUCAAAAGGCAAAGAUACUGAAGUUGUGAGACAAAAUUUGCUCUUGUCAGCCACCUUAAAUGAAAAAGUCAACCAUCUUGCAAACAUCAGUUUGGAAGAUCCAGUUAUGAUUGGUCUUGAUGACAAAAAGAUUCAACCAUCUAAUAAGCAAACUACAUCAUUAAUUUCUGAUGCGAUUGAAAGAUUAGAGAAUUCUGGGAAAGUAUCAGUUGCUUCAAAUGAGGAAUAUAAUCUUCCAGCUCAACUGAAUCAGAGAUAUGUUAAAGUACCUUGUGGCUCUCGUCUUGUGGUGCUUCUUUCCAUUCUAAAGAAUCUAUUCACUGGAGAAUCUUCUCAAAAGAUUGUGGUAUUCUUCUCAACAUGUGAUGCAGUCGAUUUCCAUCAUGCACUUUUAAGUCAAUUUCACGGAUUAUCAAACUCACAAACAGAAACAGAAAAGAAAGAUCUAUUUGUGCAGUGUAACAUUUUAAGAUUACAUGGAAACAUGAAGCACGAAGAUCGAGUCAAAACAUUCAAUUCUUUCAAAACAGAAAAAUCAGCUCUUUUAUUAUCAACAGAUGUUUCUGCAAGAGGUCUAGAUUUUCCAAAAGUCCGUUGCAUUAUUCAGUAUGAUUCCCCUGGUGAAGCAACUGAAUAUGUUCAUAGAGUUGGAAGAACUGCUCGAUUAGGUGAAAAAGGGGAUUCCUUGUUGUUUCUUCAACCAAUUGAAGUUGAUUAUCUACAAGAGCUUAAAAAACAUGGUGUAAUGUUAACAGAAUAUCCUCUUCUAAAACUUCUAGAUGGUUUUCCUUUACAUGGUUUAAAUUUAAAACACCAUCACCAUGUGAAAAAGUUUGUCUCAAUCGAGAUGCAUCCAUGGGUGGUUUCUUUGCAGAGGUCCCUUGAAUCCUUCAUCUUUAAGGAGGGGAAGAUGAAGAAAUUAGGGCAGAAUGCGUUUUGUUCGUGGGUGAGAGCAUACAGUGCGCAUCGUGGGGAGUUGAAGAGUAUAUUCAUGGUGAAGAAGCUUCACUUGGGACACGUGGCAAGAAGUUUUGGGCUCAAGGAACAGCCAUCUUUGGUGGACACGUGGCACUUUGUGACAGGGAGAAAAGGGUAAAUGUAGCUUUAUGUAUUGGCUGGCUAUGUGGGUGGUAUGUCAUUGAUGUGGUGAUGAUGAUGAUGAUGAUGUGAUGUGAUGUGAUGAUGAUGUUGAAAGUACGAAUGACCUUGCUUUUAGGGUAAUUCUAACCGCACGAAAUAAAUUCCAAAUGCACGAAUUUUUGAUUGAAUUGACGUACAUCACUGUAAGUUUUGACAGUUUUUAAUAUAUUAAACUAAAUCAAUGUUUACUUUACAAUUUUCAUUAAAUACCCUUAUAUUUAUAGUUGAUUUUCAUAUUAUAC